Pomacea canaliculata is the source of this 2816-nucleotide messenger RNA. RefSeq names its product mitochondrial sodium/calcium exchanger protein-like. NCBI's taxonomy places the organism in Eukaryota, Metazoa, Mollusca, Gastropoda, Architaenioglossa, Ampullariidae. Gene Ontology annotation, biological process: monoatomic cation transport; intracellular calcium ion homeostasis; transmembrane transport. The coding region runs from base 241 to 1893 and encodes 550 amino acids. Gene Ontology annotation, cellular component: membrane. The record is from RefSeq and is a predicted model, not a curated record. The transcript is spliced from 17 exons. Gene Ontology annotation, molecular function: calcium:sodium antiporter activity.
AUCAAAGUGAGAAGCCGCUGAAUCGUUGACUGUAAGCAGCGAGUCGACGACCUGGAACAGAGGAUCCAGACGAGGAGGAGGUCUUGAGAGUUAGCGUGCUGGUGGGAGACUUCCUGACACGAAUUUCUGAAAAGUACAGUGAAACUUUGGAUGUUGCUACGACAUUAAUUGUGGGAUUAGCAACUACUCUCGCCUCAAAGUUUGUUUGGGGAACCCUUCAGUGCUGACGGAAGUGACGUAAUGGGGGAGUCUGACGUAGAGUGUCGUGCAUUUCACUUCGAAAACAUCACAGAUCUGUGCACUUUUGUCAGUUCCACAUCUGACUGCCAAACUGACGAUGGGUUUAUUAAUUACACAAAUUUUGUUUACUGUUGUUUGAGCAGUCACCUUGUAGUGCUCAGUGUUAUUAUCCUGUUCUUCUGGUGGCUGUUUUUGUUCUGUGGCUUGGCGGUGACAGCAGAUGACUUUUUCUGUCCAUCAUUGGUGGUGAUCUCCAAAACUCUUCGGUUGAGUCAUAACAUUGCUGGAGUGACAUUUUUGGCUUUUGGAAAUGGUUCUCCUGAUAUAUUUUCUGCAAUUGCUGCCAUUGGAAAUGCCAAAGCUGGAGAUGCUGGUCUUGCCAUUGGAGCACUUUUUGGAGCAGGCGUUUUUGUGACAACUGUGAUUGUGGGGACUAUUUCCACUGUGUGUCCUUUUGAUGCCAUGCAACGACCAUUUUUACGUGAUGUCAUCUUUUACUUGGGUGCAGUGUUCUGGGCAUUUUACAUCAUGUGGAAAAAGGAAAUUCACACCCUGGAAGCCGUUGGUUUUAUCCUUCUCUACGUGGUCUAUGUUAUUGUGGUUGUGGUCGGAAGGCUUUUCUAUCAGUGCAUGAGGGAACCUCGAACUUUGGUUGUCAACAAUGAGGACACUGCUGAUGAGAGUGACAGUUUUGCACCAGAUGAUGAGAGCAAACCCCUCUUGAGACCUGAGACUGAUGAGGAAAACAAAGCCAUAGAAAUAGAAUUAAUAAUGAGGAGACCCAAACACCAUGAGCCACAACAACCACUUAAAAUGUUUCUCAUGUCAGUCAACCCAAUCAACACAGAGGAGUGGUCAAAAAUGAGAAUUUUUGCCAAGGCAUAUGAAAUAUUUAAGUCCCCACUCCUACUUGUUCUGAAACUAACAGUGCCUGUGGUAGUAUAUGCCGAUGACGAUGAGAACCAUGGAUGGAACCGAUAUCUUAAUACUAUUCAUUGCCUGACUGGGCCAGUUUUCACCAUCUUUGCUGUUAAUGUGGGAUUUAAAACUAUAGGAGGAGUAUUUCCACUAUAUGGUCUUGUCCUGAUUAUUGGUGCAGUACUGGCUACAGCGGUGUUUUUCACAUCAACCAACGAUCAAAAACCACGAUACCAUGAUUUGUUUGCCUAUCUUGGCUUUGUGGUUGCUGUUGUGUGGAUUUACUCUAUGGCAAAUGAAAUUGUCAACAUUCUUCAGACAUUCGGAAUUGUUCUGAACAUCAGUAAUUCAAUCAUAGGGUUGACACUUUUAGCCUGGGGAAACAGCAUUGGAGAUUUUGUAGCUGAUCUCACUUUGGCAAGGCAAGGUUACCCCAGGAUGGGAAUCUCUGCAUGCUUUGGAGGCCCUCUUUUCAAUCUUUUGCUUGGCAUUGGAAUACCCUUUACAAUAGCUUGCAUCAACAAAGGAGGAGUUUUCAAGCUACAAGUGACCCUGGAAGAACUGUUUUUAGCAGGUGGGGUUGCUGUUAGCCUUGUCUCUUCAUUGAUCAUUGUUCCCUUGUCUGGUUUCCACAUGUCAAGAGGCUAUGGAAUCUACCUCAUUAUUCUCUAUGUCGUCUUUCUUGUUUUGGCUGUUCUCAUUGAAACUGAUGUCAUUAAGAACAUUAGUCACUAGUCAUGACUGUGAUAUUAAAUAUAAAGCAUUUUUGCUUUAAUCUGGUGAGACUAGUGCACCAAAUGCAGCAUUUCAAGCUGCAAAGAUACAAAAUGGAGUAAAGAGAAUCAACAGGUAUGCUUUGUGCUUGUGUGUGUGUCAAGGGUGUGGGGGGAACCGCUUGUGACUGGAAGAGAAGGUGCUUUCUGUAUGUGUGUGUGGGUGGUCAGGUGGUUGCAUGGUUGGCUGGCUGGUGCACUCAUGAGUUGUUUGUUCAUGUACUUAUACAUGCACGUUGACAGAUAUGCACGGUGUUACUUAUAAAGGAGAAAAAUUGACUCUUCCUAUUACAACAAAACUGCAUUUUCCCUGUUAUUGUAUAUUGUACAUAUUGUUUUUGGCUAAUCAGAGAGAAACAAACACUGUUUAAUAUUUUCAUGGUUUUAAAGAGGCAUAAUUGUUAAGCUUUCAUAGAUGGGUGAAAAAGUUAACUUUAAUGUUAUAUGGGCUUCUUUGUUAAAUAGCAAUAUUUUAUACUCUUAUCAUUUGAAUUUAAGAGUUCUCUAUUGAAUAUUCAUGCACUCUUUUCUUAGCUUAUACAAAAUUUAAAAUAUUUUCUAAUGAAAUAUUUUACCACAUGAAAAUUCUAAUUAUGAUGAAUCUGUUUUAUUGACAGUUUUUUUUAAUAAAUUGUUAGUAUUAAAGAUUGGAUAUGUCUUUCACUGGAAUAUGUAACAUCAAAAAUAAUUUAGACUUUCAUUAUGGAGCAUGUUAUACUAUUAAAUAUUACAAACGCACACAUAGUUUGAUACCCUUCUUGUAUUAUUCCUACUGGUACACACGCUUCUAGCAGGAGCCAAACAUCCUGAAACUAUAAAGAGGUGAGAAAAAUUUAGCACACAACAAUUGAUUCCUGACUGAAUACAUUACAAAAAGGUAAAAGA